This is a messenger RNA of Aphanomyces astaci, 2720 nucleotides long. RefSeq lists its product as hypothetical. Gene Ontology annotation, biological process: lipid metabolic process. The transcript is spliced from 6 exons. Lineage: Eukaryota; Oomycota; Saprolegniomycetes; Saprolegniales; Verrucalvaceae. The coding region runs from base 560 to 2680 and encodes 706 amino acids. The record is from RefSeq and is a predicted model, not a curated record.
GCGAGUGCUAGAAAGAUCGGACAAACGGCCUUGACGUAGUAGCAGCAAUCCAACCACAAGUCUGACCGCUCCAUUCGUCCAAGUGUCACCAAGUAAGCGAUGGACUCAUUGGACAGUGAAGACACGAUCCACCGCCCUCUCUUGUUUGGCUCGGCGGGGUACUCCUCGUCCCAGAUGCUUCUCGACGACUUGGCGUUCCAACAAAACCGAGAGCAACACAACUUGGGCGAAGCCGAGCAGCCGCCGCCCAAUCCAUUGCUCCAAGGGCCAUUGGCACCGCGCCUUCGUCUGGAAACGUUGUCAUCGACGGCAGCUUCCGCGGUUCUAGGUCUCACUUACGUGGCAUUUUGCUUGGCGAUCGUGCUUCCGUACCUGCAUACCAGUGGUUACCUUUCCAAGACCACACGGAUUCGCGUAGGCGGAACGUCUGUCGGGGGAGUUAUGUUCCCCGCAUCUCCACCAAACCGCGUGCACAUACAUCGACGUGCAUCCCGGCGGCAGCGGCAACACUGCAUGGUGGUUGGCCAAUGUGAGCAACGUAUCAUGGCUUGCAGGCUCAAUGUCUCUCGACAUGGAGCUACGUGGUGUGAACGUCUCGACAGGGUCCAGCUUUGUGCUCGAGUACGACGUGUAUGUGUACGGAGGUGGUCAUGCUGCGUCGGCGCAGCAUCCUUCUUCCAGCGAUUACAUAUUCGCGCGACGGAACCAAAGCGUGUGGCUCCACUGCCCCGACGGCCAAUGCGGUCGAACGUCCCUCUUUGACGUCUCCCAGGACAACGAAGGCUUGGGUGGCACAGGCUACGGAUCGUACCUACUCGUUAUAGUGUAUCAUGGGUACUACCCACACUUGUUUGCUCAAUCGGUCCAGUACCUGUUCUCCUACACCGCCCCAGUAAUGCACGCGAGCGAGCUGGCCCUGCGCACGAUGCUGGUGGUUGCAACCUUGGUGUGGUUGCCGUACUGGACCUAUCAUACGUUCGAGCGGUCGUCGUCGUCGUCUGUUCGACCGAUUCAAACCCGGGUCUUGUGGCUCGGGCUUGUGCUACUGGUGUACCAGAACCCGAUCUUCAUGUUUGCGCAGUGGUUCCAAUCGGUCUCCGACGCCACUCGCUUCGCGUCGGACAUGUGCGAGGCGGUAGCCACCGCGUCGUGGCGGGUGACGUGGUUGUUUCUGAUGGACCAUCCGCUAAACGCUUCGACGUCUUGGUGUGUGAGCAAAUCACUCGCGUUUGGGCUCGUACAAGUAGCGACUGCCGCGUCCAUGUGCAUCUUGCGGUUCCCCCAGCUGUUUGCCAUUGGCCAGCACGAAACGCUCUUUAUCUUGUUGGGGGUGAUGGGCAUUGGACUUACGUGGACAUGGCUGCUCUGGUUGCGCUCGAUUUGCAGGCGCACCAUGGCUACCCUCAACGACAAGCUCCUGUACAUGACCUCUCGGGACCACCAAUUGAGCUACCGGUUCCUCUUCCUCGAACUCGUGCUCGUCAUGCUGUACGUGGGCGGGACGUCCGUCGGCCACGUGGCCAUGCUGCUUCGGGAGUGGGUUGUGUAUGGCACAGCUCCGUUUCUACAGGCGGCUGUGAGUUCAUUUUCGACGCGCGUGGUGCCACUGGAGCACGAACUGUUUGUGAGCAUGGUCGUGUACAUGGCAAUGGUCGCGCACUUGCCUCCAGCGGCGUCUGCUUCGUCGACGGCGCGGUUUUACAUUGAAGAAGCGCAUGCUGAAGCCUCCAGACAACAGCAAUAUCCACUGGCUUCUUCCCAUCAUCACAACCACCAUUUCCAUACGCGUCAAAACGACCAUGAAGACAUUUCAAACGUGUUUUGCCUUGAAACAGCAGAGUGGCUCGUACAGCUGGCGUGGCAAGCGUACAUGGACCCAUUGGGCAACCCGAGCGCGUCGGGCAACGGCGUCCAGGCGCUGGAAACAUUUGGGUUUGACCUGAUUGUCCACUUGCGCCACGAACUGCUCGACACGCAAGCGAUCGUGUGCAUGCAUCGGACCAAGAAACGUCUGGUCGUGGCCUUUCGAGGGUCAGUGAGCAAGGCUCACUGGAAAACCAACUUGCGAUUCCACCAAGUGCCGCUGUGGAUUCACUCCCUCCAAGGCUUCAACAGACACUCCCGACGGUCAACAUGCAACGACCGGGCGCUGCGGUGGGCCUCUCGCGUCCCGGUGCUGAAUUUGGCCCUUCCCCGAGUUCACAGCGGGUUUUGGAAAGCAUAUGCUGCGGUGCGGUCCGAUUUAAAGGAAACGCUGCGGUUACUACUGGAUGACCAUCCCGACCUGACGCUGUACAUCACGGGCCACAGCAUGGGGGGGGCGCUGGCCGUGCUGGCGGCGUACGACUGCGCCAGGCAGUUCAACAUUGCCGUGUGCAUGUACAACUUUGGGGGGCCGCGGGUGGGCAACCCAGCAUUCGUGAGGCAGUACAAUCGAGCGGUCCCGAAUAGCCACCGCGUGGUGCUGGACGGGGACUUGGUCGCUGGGAUUCCGCGCUUUUGGGGGCUAUAUCAACACGUGGGCACGGAGAUUGCCGUGGACGAAGGGGGGAAUUUGAUUGUCGACCCCAGCUUUAUCGAGCGGCGACUGCAUCAACGAUCCAAGACGCGUGUGGCGGUGCACGGGAUGCUGGUGUACCGAAGCGUGCUGCGGAAAUGCUUUGAUAAUUUGCAGCUUUAACAAAAAGCUACUGUAUUAUCUAUACUAUUAUAGUAUUUAC